Aedes albopictus (Asian tiger mosquito) is the source of this 15990-nucleotide messenger RNA. RefSeq lists its product as uncharacterized. The coding region runs from base 1369 to 10890 and encodes 3173 amino acids. The transcript has 8 exons. NCBI's taxonomy places the organism in Eukaryota, Metazoa, Arthropoda, Insecta, Diptera, Culicidae. Gene Ontology annotation, cellular component: Set3 complex; Rpd3L-Expanded complex. Gene Ontology annotation, biological process: regulation of DNA-templated transcription. The record is from RefSeq and is a predicted model, not a curated record.
AGAGUGCGCACCGCGCAGACGAAAGCACAAGAAGAAGAAAAACCCAACCAACACUCAAAGAAGCUCGUCCGAUCGGGAAAAACUCCAAACUCGGAACUCGGUUCAGAUUUUUCAGACGGUUUUUGCGACGGUAAUCGAGUGUGAAAAUGUCCUCCUAGUGGGUGCAAAGUGUAGGCAAUCCGGUCACCAGUGCGCGAACGUUGAAAUUCUUGGUUGGUGGGAUAGGCUUUCCCGAGGAAAAGGCAGUGCAGCGCUCUGGACAAAGUAGCGGAGGAAAAACGUAAGUACUACAAGGCAGCUCUCGGUCGGGAUUGUGUUUUUUCUUCCCUUUUUCUUCUUGGUUUUCUUUUGGGGGCGCAGUGGCAGGGAAUUUCGUGUUCUCGAAAAAGGGAAAAAAGCCCCGGGAUGGUUUGGUAUUUUGAAAGGAAAGUUUUGAGGCCUCGCAAAAUCGGUGCAGUAUUUGGCCUGGCAGGGUUUUUUCGCAGUAUUUGGCCUGCUAGGUUUCUUUUUUCAGUAUUUUGGGUGUACUCCGCCGCGGUUUUGUACGCGCGUAUUGGUACUAGUGAAAAAAGCCAUCAUUGACUUCUUUUUUCUCCAUUCCGUUCCCGUUUGCGAGUGUGAGUGUUUGUGUUAUUUUUCAUGGAGGAAUAAUCAAGCAAAAACUUGGAAAUUUUCUGCUAAAAAUCGUUUUUCAGGUGUGAAAGUUGGAAGAAAUCCGAAGAAUGCAAAGUGGAACGGGAAUGUCUCGUAGCGGAUGAAAAAAAAAAUGAAGAAAACGGAAGAAGAUCAGUGCACGUAAAGGGAACAAGAGGAAGAAAAAAAAAGUGUUCGAAGAUUGUGUCAUAAAGACGAUGGAUUUUUUUUUCCAUGCUAUGGACGCGGUUCGACUGGCUGAAAAAAAAAUCCGUCCGUUGCAGCAAGAGAACUGAUUUUCAGGUCCACCUGAUAUGAACUACCUUGUCAUGGCCGUCCUGCCGAUCCCAGCUUGGAAUAUUGAAGGCAAUCCCAACUUUCAUAGCAUAGGUGAUCCUCCUUCUUCGUCGUCGUCAUCGUCGUCGUCUGCAAGCACAGAAAAUCAGAAUCCAGUGUCAGUUUCGAUGUUAUUAGACUUUGCGCUUAGUAGCGCAGCCGUGUAGAUCAAAAACCGUAAAGUAGUAGCAAAGAAGAAGUCUCAGCAUCAGCAGUCUCAGUAUCCGUUCUGGGCGUAGUGAACACGACGCAAAGCCGGUCUGCCACGGAGCAAUUGGUAGUCCGGGAAGCAAGCAGCAAGUCCUAUUUGGUGAUUAGGAAGAAAGAUUUUAUGCAAGGUGUAUCGUUUAUUCUGAACAUUUGAUGUGAAAGUGAUUUAUACAUAUAUCGUGAAGGAAAAUGUCCGCUACGUCGUCUAUUAGUUCGGUACAAUCGUCCAGCAAUAGCGGCAACAGCGGUAACAAUACCAACAGUAGUAACAACUCCCGCAAUGUCAUUUCGUCUGGCUCGAACAUUGUCAUCCUGGAUAACCAGAUCCUCGAUAGUAACGAUGUCGUGGCGGCAGCAGGUCUCCAGCAACUGUCCGGUGGCGGAGCUGGAGGUCUGAAAUUGACGAGGGACUGUGCCGUGCAGUAUUCGAACGUAAUCAGCAGCUACACAGCGAGUAGCAAUCAGCACGGCAAUGCAACGGCCAUCGUGGGAAGCAACAGCGGUUCCCAAAUGAAUACGGUGAACAUUAUCCCGGGGGACGCCUCUCAGACGAACUCGCGAGUGCAAGUGUUGAGCAAUGUGCAGCUAGUGUCGUCGAAGGGCGCCUCCCAGCCGUCUACGUUCAGCUACGUAGACGCCAGUGGUAAGAACUUUAACGUCCUUACAUCGAGUGGCAAGAUCAGCACAAACAAGCUGAUAGGAGUACCAAUAACGAAAGUGAAAACAUUCAAUCACAUCGGACAGCAACCGCAGCAACACCAGCUGUUGUCGCAACAAACACCGUUUGUGUCAUCUCAGCUGCCGCAACAACAACCGCAGCAGUUGCAAACGCCGCAAAUCGGUAAUGUACAGAAGGUUACUGUCCCCAGGAACAUCCAGCUGGUGACGCGAAUACCGAAUUCUACCAUUUCGGUGAGCAAUGGACGAAUGUCACAGAUUACUCCUUCGUCACCCCAGCAACAGCAAUCGACUCCGCCUCAGUUCACCAUACAGCAAUAUGCGGAUUCCAGCGCAAGUAUUCCUCCCAGUCUGGAAAUUCGCUCAUCGGUGUCAGGUCCGAUCAUCAAUUCCACCAACACUACUGGCAUUGUGGGUAAAACUGCAUCCACCAAAGGCAAAAACGCAGCGUCACUGAAAAUGAUGCAAAACUCCCAAAUAACGCAAUCCAGUACAAGCAAUCCGACGAAACCGAUUGGAAAAAGCAUGAGUGUGAAUCUGAAGAGCGUUCGGAACAAUUCCAAAUCCAGUGCAACAUCAGGAGUCAAUUCGCAAUAUUACAUCAAGAAUUCGUCUAAUGGAACUCUACAACAGCAGCAAUCGGGAACCACCACGUCAAUUUACACGACAUCUCCCGCUCAAGCUGUUUACCAUAACCCGACGCCUGUUCCGCCGCAGCAAUCAGUCCAGAUCCCAGUCAGCACAACCACGACCACCGGAAAAGGCAGAGGUGUGUACAAAACAUCCAAAAACCAGUUGAUCCAGAUUCAACAGCAGCAGCAACAGCAACAACAACAACAUCAGCCACCACCCCACCAAUCUCCCCAGAGAUCAAUAACACCUUCGAGUCCAAUCAGUGGUGGGGCCAUCCCACAAAACAUCACCUACGGUGGAAACUUCGGAUCGAGCACAAUGGUUCAAGGUAACACCCGUUAUCAGAACUACAACUCGUACCCAAUCCCAGCCUCUCAGUCCCAGUCCAGUAGUAGUACAACUACGUCCGUCAGCAACAACUAUAAACCGUUUAAUCAUCAUCUUUACGCAGGUGCUACCUCGUCGUCUGGAGUGACGUUCGAAUCAUCUGGAUCACCUUCAACCGUGACAAUGGCGGGAACCGGCCACCACGAACAUCCUAUUCCGUCGGUCACUGUUACUGGCUAUAGCAGUUCCACCGGCAAGAACAAAAAGUACGGUUCUACAAUUCAAAACGAGAGCAACAGUCCCGGGUUCGUGUUGUCCCCGGUUAAGAUGAAGGGCUCUGGUCGCGGGCGAAACAACAGCAUCUCCAACUAUCAACCGACGGAGGCAACAGCUCCAUACCAACAACGGUAUUCGACGUCCCCCUCUAGACCGCUUCAACAACAACAGUUUCAAUCAGGAUCACCGCUCGGAAGUUCUGGUCAGCAUCCUGCAACCAGUACCCGAGAGGAUCAAAUUUUCCUGAACGGUCAACAAAUGACGGACGAAUCAUCUGCCCGUAUUUUACAAAGUUUGUCACAACGAUCAACCGAGCCGGGCAGAUACGGCGGCUACAAACAGCAACAGCAGUUCACCUUCUACGGAUCGGACAAUGUACCCCAACAGCCGCCGCCACCGCCUAUGUCCAGCAUGCCGGCGCCGGCCAGUGUCAGCAGCAAUGCAAACACAACGACAGGGGUCUCAUACGAUCCAAGUAACCCCCGGUUCUUCGAGGACAAAUCCGAUGGCAGGAGGACAAGCAUAUCGGAGGUCAUUACCUAUGCAGACAACAUUCCUCUUUUGGAAGGAUAUCCUGCCAAAUACGAUGACUACAACCAUCCCGAUGACAACAUUAUCGAAGAAGUGCGACCAGCUCCGGUGGAUGUGUCCAAUGGAAGGUUCCACAUACUGCAGGCGGUUCUUCAGGAUCACACAUAUUUUGCUCCGUCACCGGAGCUAAAACUCCCUGAUCCUCAACCACCGCCUAUGCCAACGCCUCCGCAGCAAACCCAACAGUCUCAUACAGUGUCCGCAGCCCCAGUGCAACAUCACCCUCCGCCCCUCCAUCAUCAUCAUCACCUUCAGCAGCACCAGCAACAACACUCUUCAUCUCAGCAACAACACCAUUACAUGCAGCAAUCUCAGUCCCCACAACCGCCGUUCCAGCAACAGCAGCAGUCACUCUACAAGCACCAUUCUAGCUUGUCCACGCCAGUUUCAUCGACUGGUUCUACCACUGUGAUGACACCCACUUCAGUCCCAGUUAAUGCGUCGAUUCCACCGGUCGGUGUUCCUGCUCCGUUGACCCAGAUGAGUUUGAACACGCUGGCCACCAUUACCGGUAGUUCCAGCUCACCGAUAUCGGCAUCGACUGUGACCACGACAACUCCGACGACUGUUGGCUAUCCGCCACAGCCACCGUCAAUUAUGCCGGGCAGUGCCCUGGACUACAUCUACCAACGGCAAGUGAUUCCUCCGCAGGACGAUGAUGCCAACUCGGUCAUCAGUACGGGCUCGCGGAACUACAACAACCUGGAUAUUGACUUGGGCGAGGAAACCGAAACGGCCCCGGAGGGCGAAGGCGAGGACGAUUCCGUCACCCGCUGCAUCUGUGAUCUGACGCAUGACGAUGGCUACAUGAUAUGCUGUGAUAAGUGCUCCGCAUGGCAGCACGUGGAUUGUAUGGGUAUUGAUCGGGCCAACAUCCCCGAUGAGUACAACUGUGAGAUGUGCCAGCCACGGCCCGUUGACCGGAUCCGUGCCCGAACGUUACAGUUGGAGAAACGAAAAGAACAAUCGCUCCUACUGGCGAAUAACAACCUCCAGAUGCCGGUGGGCGACGCAGCCGUUACGAGUACCAAUCUGGUGGGUGUCGUCGGAACUGGUUCGGUAACACCGGUUGGCACCAGUGCAAAAGGUGCCAACCAGUACACCACCGGUAAAGCUGUGGCCGGAACGAAAAAAGCCAAGUCGACUAGUGGCAGUUCCAAGAAGAAAUCUGGGGAAAAUGCUGCCGCGAAGAAAGCGGCCAAGAAGGCGUUGGAUGCUCUGAAUCGAAUCAAUGGCAAGAGGAAGGAGCUGAAAAAGCCAUCUAAGAAAAAGAUCAAAACAACGGAACAAAACGCAGAAAAGAUGUCCAACAUGAUCCGAACCUGGAUCGACAACUACGAGCGUGCCAUCACAAAUCACUACUCUCCGGAGCUGCGGGCCCGGCUGACGGCAUUCGGCAAGAUGCAAUCGCAAAAUCCGCUGUUGAAUUCGGAACGUCUCAUUCCGGCAGGAUGCGUAACAAAUCUAGCGCAAAAAUGUACCACUGUUCCCCAUGCUGGCGGGAAGAUUCUGAUCAGCAUUGAGGAAAUACCACCAAAGACUCCUAUUAUCGAAAUACGGGGGAAGUAUAUGCUCUCUUCUCAGCACAAACAGCUCCAGUCGUUAUUCAACAUGGCUGCGAAUGGAAAGCUGAGCAACAACAAAAAUGCUGGUCCGUUUUUGUUCCUAUAUCAGGUGACCCAAGGAGGGAUGGAGCUUUGUGUUGACACCCGAACUUACGGUAACGAUGCGCGAUUUGUGAGGAGAUCCUGCCGACCUAAUGCCGAAAUUCUGCACAACGUCGAAAAGGGAGUAGUGCAUUUGUAUGUCGUUUCGACGGCAAACAUUAAGGCCAAUACGGAAAUUACCAUCAAGCACGACGAACAGCUGAUCCAGAGGGUAGGCGGAGUGAUCAUCCUGACGCAUACUACCGUCACAAAACUGUGCGCAUGUGGUCUGAUCAAGGACUGUCAAUACUCAGCACAGCUGAGCGAUGGGUUACUUCCAGCAGCGAAUCCCGUUGGCGUCAACCCAGCAAUCAUGCCGAGUGGCCAAGGAGGUGUAAGUAGUUCAACAACGCCGGUUCCUAAAGCAAGUAAAAGCAAGAAAAACAACGGUGCCCUUGGUGUCGAUGGUGAAAAGAAGGCCCCAAAGAAGCGAAACAGCAGAUCUACCAGCUCGAACGCCGAAGCUCGGCUACGAUCCAUUUCGUCCAGCGGAGACAGCACUAGCGAACUGAUGAUGUAUGCCCAGCAGCAGCCUCCUUUGUCGCCACUACAGCCGGCACAACAAUUCCAGCCUACUCCGUCGCAACUUGUGCAUCAACAGUUACAGCAAACUGCAAUGCACUUUAUGCAACAACAACAACAAGGUCAACCUGGAUUGAUGCAGCCAUCGCAGCCUGUUUACAUGUACAGUCCAUCGCCUACUCAUCAAUCUCAACCCCCGGCAUUGGCGCCGACUUCAUUGCCGCCACAACCACCGGUAAUACAUCCGCAAACUUCGCCACAUCCUCCUCCAAUGAGUCCAGUUAUGAACAUCGGGCAUCGAACCGGGUUCUAUGCGGAGAUUAAGUCACCAAUGAACUCGCCGCCACCACUCAACUUAACUGGACCACCACCAUUGGUGAUUCCCUCUAUGCCAUCGCCGGUCAAAGCCUCGUCUCAGCAUCCUCCUCCGUUGCAACCCAUGUCGGACGUUGCUCCUCCACCUCCUCCGGUGGCACCGAUGAACGUUCCUGCGUUGACCAUCCCUAACCACUCGCAUCCGUUGCCAGACCACUUGAUUCAGCAACAGCAUCAAAUCAUGGAAGACAUCAUAAAGAUCAAAAUCAAAUCGCCCAAGGCAAGUCCUAUGAAGCACGAAUACUCUCCGAUUCCGUCUUCAACGAUUACACCGGCGGCAACGACCAGCAUGUUAUCUCCGCCACCGCCACCUCCAAUCCCGGUUGCCCAGCGGCCGCGUUGUGCAGAAACACUGAAGCAGGAACUUUUCCAGUCCCAUUAUCAACCUCCAGUGCGGCCACAGUCGCCGGCUCCUCCGGUCAUUUCCUCACCGGUUAAAGUAGAAUACCCGCCGCCCCCAAUUGAAGUGAAACAGGAGCCUCAACUGCACGUCUACGAACCGCCGCAUCGUCCUCUCGUGAUUGACGAGAAGCCACCGAUACCGCUGGAGGAGAUCAAAACGGAACCAGAAGUCAAACCGGAACCUGUGCCAGAGCCGGAAAUAAAGUUAGAGGAGCCAAAACCACUUCCCGUUAAGAUCGAAGCUGAGCCACCUAUUGAAGUCUCUGAAUCUGCGGUAAAGGAAGAACCAGCAAUCGCUGUAUCUCCCGCACACGACAUGGACAGCAAAGACGGACUUGACACGGCGAGUCUCUGUGACAGUGUCGGAAGUUCUCCGGUAAAAUCCACCCAGCCGCUGCAUCACACGUCCGGUUCCAAUCCUGGCAACAGUGCCCACAGCUCUCCACAUUCGACCUCCUCGCAGCACCACGGUGGAAGCAGCAGCAAAAAGAAGAACAAUCCCUUCAAGGAGACCGAGAAGGAAAAGAAGGAAAAACCUCCGUCGAGGAAGCUGACACGCGAGGAACGCAAAAUGGAGGCCAUCGUCAAGGCGUUCGAAAAGAUGGAACAAUCCCAGCAGCGAAAGCAAGAACUCAAGGAACAGCGCAAGGAAGGGAAGCGGCGAAGCGUUUCGUCGUCCACUCCGGACGAGAGCGCCCCAUCCGGUGGGAGUAGUUCGACCAAGAAGAAGAGUCUCAGCUCGCAAAAGCGAAAGAAGAAGAAGAGCAAAUCGUUGAGUCAGCACUUCGGAUCGCCCAAUCAAAGCCGCAAGAAGAAAGUGUCCAAAUCUUCGAAGAAAAGCAAAAACGGAAGGGUGCUAGCUUUGGAUCCGGAAACUCCCAGUCGGCCGUACGAGAGUAAGGCCGCUGAACUGUUACUCACCUUUUCGCAACAACCCGGAGAACCAGCGCAACCAACGCAGAGCACUUUCUUCGGAGACGAUGUAAAACCGCUGGCCGACGUUGCGUCUUCGAACGACAACAAUAACGUCGAAACGGUACCAUCGGCUUCGUCGUCCAACUUGCCGUUGCUCAGUUCCGCGUGUAUGCUGAUUGAAGCUGCCGUAGGCCCGCUGGAACAGGUUUCUAGCGGUUCGACAGUUGAGCAAGACUUCAAGUUUCCGCAGAAGGCCAAAACGAAGAAAAGCAUGAGUCGCGAGUGGCUGAGUGGUCAGGCAGUGGACGCCUACCGGAGGAAUACCCCGGACCAGGAUUCCGGAUACAUGAGCGAGGAAAAAUCCCAUGAAUACCGGAGGGUACCGUUCGAGGAGAGCAGCCUAACGACUCCUCUUGGUGUAGAUGUAAGCGAGCCCAAUAUCUGUAUCGUGGCGAAAAAGGUGGAAGAAUUCAUUGCCCAGAACUCGCCUCAAGCCGAACCUGAAGUAACCACCGCUUACAAAUGGGACGAUAAGGUCAGCAUCGGUUCCACUGCGGUGAACAACUCCCAGGAACAAACUCACACUCCCACCAGCGGGGGAAACGUAUCGGAAAGCGCCGCAGCCAAAAAACGUUGGCUAAGACAAGCCAUUUCCGAAGAGACGGACGAAUUGUUGACUCAAGCAUCGUCAUCACCACCUCCUCCGAAUGGAUUUACAACACCGCUCAAGAAGCGCCGUGUCAUACGGCAAUCGGACGAAGUGAUCCAAACUCAAUCUCAACAACAGCAGCAACCUGCAUUGAUCUCCGCCCAAAAGAUUGAUUUUGUGGAUAGCCUGGCACCUCAGCAUCAACCGCAACAGCAGCAGCAGCCAAUUGUGAUAAAUUCCCAGCAAAAGUUCCAGGAAGGUGGCCUACAAUGGCCCAAUUCUGGACCGCCUCCGUUGUCGUAUCCCUUCGGCAUAGCGGAAGAUAAGCAAGCUAUGGAUCUCUCUAGAACGGCAGUUCCUCCGGUGCGUAGAAUACAACCGUACAAAAUUGUCCCCAUUGCGCAAGCGCUUACCCCACUGCAUUUUGCGGAUCCUGGACCCCUGCCAACGCCAUCAGCAGUUCCAGUGCCAAUCCCACAGGUGGUGCAAGCUCAUCACCAUCUAAUACCAAUGGAAGCGCAGGAAACUGUGAGGACAACAUCCCUACCACCACCACCACUUGCAGCGCAACAACAUCAAGCAAUCAGCAAGUAUGAAAAACUCCCCUCCCCACCACCAUCGGCAGUGGCCGCAAUGGUACCGGCUUCGCUUCUUCCCCCGGAAGUAACUUUUGUCGUCCCUCCGGCAGAGCAGCCACAGCAACAACCGCAAGCCAGAAUCGACGUAAGCUAUCCAAGCUCGGCCCCGGUUCCCGGAAUCACGCGCAGUAAAGGAAGCCAAAAGUACAUCGGAAGCCCGGCCAAGUUCCAACCUCCGUCGCCGUCGGAGUCGCUCAGUUCAAGCGUAGCGGAAACACCCGAAAAGAACUCGGUGGCUAGCAGUAACAGUAGUGGCAGUUUGGGAAGCUCCGACGUCGAUGAUGAGGCACAUGACGAGCAAACAGCUAAACCGGAAAUGGAAGUAUCUGCUUCCACAGAGGAGGUGGAGUGUUCUCAGGUUGAGAUGGCAGUGGCGGCCGAGCAGGAAAGUGUGACAGCGACCGAAAGUUCUACAACUAUAACCAGCAGUGGAAGCAGCGAACCGUCGUUACAGCAAGAUUCCUCUUUUGUACAGGAAGAACAAGUGAUAAUGAGUGAAAUUGUCCACGAAGAACACGAAGUCGACCAGAUGGACCAAAGUGACACAGUGAUGAACACGACAGAAGAAUCGAGUGUUUCGCAAGUGGAAGAAGAACAAACGACGCAGCAUUCGCCAGAGCGAAUGGAAGUUGACAAUGAAGAUCGUAGUGUGAAACCAGUAGUGAACGUUCAGACCAUGAAUGGACGCGAUAAAAGUGUGCCGGCUGCGCCAGCAGAAGACAGUGACAAGAGUGAACUGGAAGACUUGCAGAAGGUGAUUGCUUCCUUCCACUCGGAAAAUAUCAUGAAUCUCAUUUCAAGGAACAAGAAGUCGAAGAAAGUCGUCUCCCGCGAGAACAGCUCGGAUGAGAAACCCCGAUUGCCAAAGAAAACUGGCAAGAGCAGAUCCAGCGCGUCCAGCAAGGAGGGAAGUGUCACUCCACCUGCCCCUCCAUCACCUCCGCCGGAGGAACCACCAGUUUCGGAUUUUGUCGUCGAACCAGCUGUAGCUGACGCCACGUUGGAAGCACCAAUUGUCAGCGAACCUGAACCAGUACCUGCACCAGUCCCACCACCAGUAGAAGAACCGCCGUCGUUUUCUACGCUGGGUCGAUCCUACUCGCACCCUUCGUGGUAUAGUACAACAGACAGUUUUCGGGAGACCCCGGAAGUGCGAAGUUAUUCGACGCUGCGUCCGGAUAUCCCGCAGAUAAACUACAACUCUCCCAGUACCUAUCAAUCGAAAGCUGCUCGUGAACUUUUGUCAUCGCUAUCGGCCGGAUCCGAACCGCUCUCCAGCUUCACAAGUUACCGGACCAGCACAUCAUCCUUCUUGGAUUAUCCAAAGUCCUCGCUGGGUGGAAGUACAGCGACUACCAAUAACACCACUAGUAGCAGCACUUUCCAGUACAAAUCAUCCAGUGAAAUCAGUUCACUGUUAGACAAAGGCUUCUCCAGUACGCGACCGUCCAGUUUCUCGACGCUAGGACCAGAUCGGAGCACGGAACGAGUCGGAAGUUCCUUCUUGCUAUCGUCGACCAAAGUGACCGAUAAUCUGUCCACGCUCGGGUCAGCCGGAAGUCCUUAUCCGAAGAUCUUUACCAAAACUGCCGGUUCGGAUCCUAGGCUGAACCCGGCAUUAACCGCUCCAGAGCCGCCAGCGUCGGUGACACCGAAACGGAAGCUGUCCAUCAACGAAUACCGUCAGCGGAAGAUGCAAUCGACGACGACGCCGUCGUCUUCGUCGUCUUCAGCGGCCACGAGCACUUCGACAACCACUCCGGAGCUGGGUGGCAGUAAUAGCAGUAGCAGUGAUUCUGGUGGAAGUAACCAGAUAACCAGUAGCCUCGGUAGCAACGAUGUGAGUAGUUCGAUCUGCAAGGAACUGGAGCUGGAGCUUGGGGAGGAGAAUCCGAUGGGUGAGGAUGAAGAAGCAGCGAAGGUUUCCUCGAAUGAAAUGUCCAGCUCGAAGUCGGGGGCGUCUAAGGCAGAGCCCAAUUCAACCGAGGGAACAGUUUGAACCGAUACGCUUGACGCAUCACAGGGGCGGAUGGAACAAACUUCAGUUGAAUGUGUUGUCUUGAAUUCGAUGGGUUGAGUUCAAUGGGUACAAUUCAACGAGCAGCUUCGGGGGUUGAUCUGCGAGAGCACCACAUUCGGUUCACAAACACAAAAAAGAAGAAACAUGACCUACCGCUGAUCACCACCAGCAACAUUACCAAAAACGAGAUGACAUAUAGCAAAAACACGCAAAACAAAACUAUGUACAAGCAAUCAAACACACACGCAGUCUUGGACGGUACGCUGGUCACAAAGUGGCCCAGCCCGGGAACGUAAACAACAGUUACGGAGUGAUAAACCACAACAAACAUGUCGUGGCACAUGUAGUUUGAGGGAGAGUGGCACCAGAGGGGUGAGGGAGCCCGCGAGUGAGCAGAGAUCUUUUGUAUUGUUUUUUCGCCAGGAACAGUUUGAAAGGAAUUAAUAUAUACUUCUUGUGGAAGUACAACCCGAUUCGUAGGAUAUAUUGUAAUGUUCUGAUGAAGCUCCUAGGAUUAUGAUUGUACAUGUAAUAUUGUAAUUUAGGAUCAAGAGUAGGAAUCGAAUAGCAUUAGAUUGGAUAUCGCGCACCAGUUUGAAGCCAUUUUCCCUCCCGAUAAUGAUGACGUUGAUGAUGAUGAUGAUGAAAUCCCAUAAAUUUGCGCGUGCAGCAUCCAUGUAGAAUAAAAAUGCAUUGUAUAAAAACUGUAACAUUCGAACUUAGCGACCUUUUCUGUUUUGCCGUUAAAUAUUUUUAUUGACGAUUUGAAAAUAAAUGCAAAAUCCUAUUAACCAUGAACGCGAGCGUGCUCAAAUUUUCGGCCAAUGCCAGAGGCAAGUCCGAAAGUUAGUUCCCGUAUUCCAUAUUAGUAAGAACGACGCUCUGUCGGAUCCUCCCGGUAAAUCAAUUCGUGUAUAUAGAUAAAACAAGAAACCCAGAAUCGUGAAGACUGAUUUCAGAAGUUGUGAAGCUGUACAUUUUGUAGAUGACCUAAAAGAAGGAGACGGCACCAUCUCCGAACGUUCAAAGUAGAAACAGCAAUAUAUGAAUCCUGCAGAACAGCGGUAGCCAUGGGCAACAGGAUCCGGCAGAGCGUCGUUCCCCCCUCGUUAGACCUACUCAUUAACCAGUGAAUUUAGUGUAAAUAGCCAGUCAUUGAUAAUCCCCUACUUCAAUAACCCACCUACUUGUAGAAAAGAAUAGUGACACACAGGAAAUAUCCUCUCAAACAGAGUGUAAAUAUACGUGUACAGGAAACGCAGAAAGUGUAUCUCAGAAAAAUGCCGGUUUGCUAGUGCAUGUGGAUGCAGCAUCGAGACAGGAUUCUACUCUCAAUCAAAAUUAUCUUCUACUUACCCAGAGCGUUAAGUAAAUCGAUUCGACAAAGAAAAAAAAACACAAAAACGACUACAAACAUGGUGUAAAAUAGUACAAAUAGCAUGUAUAAACGUGAAAAGUUAAAUUUAAAAAGGCAACACAACAACAAAAAACGAAUAACAUGUCACUUAAAGUGGAAAGUAUGCAAACUUCUAGCUAAUAGAAAAAAAAAGAGUAAACAGGUAAAACAACUAACAUUAAUAUCCCGCGUAGCUGAGGAGGAAAGUGUAGCAAAAUGACACAAAAAAUAUGCAACUACCUAGGAAGAACGAAGGGUGCGAAGAGGGAUUAAGGGAAAACCGGGAAUCGAAACCUAAUUACAGAGAGUGGUUCUCCAUCGAGGGAUAGAUCGUUUGCCACGGUAUAGCUGCCCAAAUCUCGUCCCCAACUCAACAGAAAGGGGGGUCAAGAGAGCCAAGUUUGGAAAACAAUGUGCUACGAACAACAUACUUUCACAAAAAUGUAAGUUUCCACAUUUCAUUCUUGUUAUGAUUCAGUUUAAAAGCGCCUCCAUUGCUGGCAAAUGUUUUGAAAUGAUUCACAAAAACGAGCAUCUUCAAUCCCAAAUUUUAAAGAUCAAGAAGUACACUACGUAACUGGAUCGAUGUAGAAGUUGGCAUGUGAAAUUUAUAUGACUUCUGAUGUCUGUAAUCGUAGUCACAUUUGUUUUCUCUACACCCGACAAUCUAUAACAUAAUGUCAAUUUGGCCUAAUGUCAUUUGGAUUAACAGAUUGGAGGGGUAGAAAUUUACUUCGUCAUAUGCGCUAAUUUCCGUCGUAUCAGAUGAAAAAUAGCCGAUAAUUCAAGAUAUUCCAACUCACCUUUGUCAAUGGCUUAUGUGAUGGAAGCAAAAAGAUGUAGACUAUCAUCGAUAACCAGUUCCUAUAGUACUGGAAAUCGAACAAUUCCACAUUUUUUGUCGUAACAACAAAAGACGAGCUCCACAAAUAACUCGGUCCAAACAUUGGGCGCCAAUGUAACAAAAAAAAUGUACAGAACACUACAAAUUCAUCGUACCCCACGUGAUGCGACAUACAACGAAUAACUUGGAAUAAAACCCUACAAAUGCGCUAUUUCAUAUUGCGUACCGUGUCCCACGUUGGACGCUGCUACGAAAAUAAAUUAGAACCCUACAAAUGCACAAAAUACCAUCAUCAUGAAUUGAGCCAUGUAAUCCAAAUGGAUAAUGGUCCAGCAGUUCAAUCCUGUGAUCGAUUUUUUUUUUCUGACGGGUUGCCUUUUGUUCGCAGCGUCGGCUGCUUGCAUAGCUCGAGUUUGGUCUAGGAAUUUCUAAUCCUAAAGGGGCAUCUUGAUUCGGUCUAAAAUACAAGACCGUCUACAUUUUGAUGUCCUUGCAUGGAGUGACAUUAACAUACUUAACAUAGUCACUCCCAACGAUGCGGUACAUUAUUCUCACUUCUUAAGGAACGGUUGGUACGAGUUGUCCCCGUUUUCUGAUUUAAAUAACAAUAACAACGCUGCACAAUAAGCCUGGCCGCUUUAAUGCUUGUAAUGCAUCUUUGAUGUACUGCAACCAUUAAUAAUGACAAGAAAAAUGAUAGGAGUAGUCGAUCCUAUCAUUUUCCAGGGUUCUUUCUAUGAAUGACUGUGUAUGUGUAGACUAGACUAGACCGUCUACAUUUUGAUGUCCUUGCUAGGGGACCGUUUGCUUAUCUUGUACUUGAUUGUUGCUCGAAAUGGCCUGAGCACUACAAAUGCUUAUGAAAGUUCAGGGUCAAACCACAAAAUAAACUGAUAAAAUGUUCACAACAAGUGACAAAAGUAACACAAUCCCUGUAACAAUCGAAGAACUUUUUCAUGACUUGGAUAAUGCGAUUCAUGGAAACUUCUUAAAACUACAAACAUAACAUCGUUUUGUGAAUGACGAAGGCAACCGCAUCAAAGCAGCAGCUAGCCGAAUUGUUCUUCAUCACUAUUCAAUUUUCACUUUGUCAGAUUCACUUAUGAACUUGACUUUCAAUUCACACCUCACAAAAGCUAUGUGGCACUUCAAAGUUGGAUUUCAUUGCUACAGAAUGCAGCAAAAUCUUCUCAAUUAUCGAAAUAAAUUGAUUGUUCUCGUCGAUAAAAUUUAAACAAGUAUUUGUCUUCGUCCCAGGGAAGAUGUAGGCAAAUGUGUGCGUGGAUUUUCUGCAUACAAAACAUCAUAUUUUACAACCACAGAGAAAGUUUACUUCGUUGCUCUGUGAUGGCGUUUUAUGAUCUAGUGGACGAAAAUAUGACCUGAAAUAUUUUGGUCGUUAUUCUAUAGCUACAUCUAUCUCAAUUUCAAAGCAUUCUGCUCAAUCUUACUUUGAACUCAUGAUUUGAUUUGGAUUGCGAAGAAUUUGACCGACUUUUCGAAUACACAACUACGGUCAAAUUAUAUUUUUUACCAUCUUAUGUACCAUAGUGUCAUGUAGAAGGUGUGACGGGAAUUAAAUUUAUGUUGUGCCGGAAAUAGACGUGGACUAGAUGGAAAUAGAAUUCGAAGGACAGUUAUUCAAUCUAAUUAUUUUAAGGAAAUGGUAGUUGUUUUAUCUACAUGAUCUACUCUUCUUUAUGGCUCUACGUUCCCACUGGAACUUGGCCUGCCUCUCUUCAAUUUAGUGUUCUUUGAGUUUUUUCACAGUUAUUAAUUGGCAGGCUUUCUUUGUCUGCCAUUGCAUGAAUUUGCAUAUUGCUAGGCAAGCACAAUGCUACACUAUGUCCAGGAAGUCGAAAAAACUUUCUCGACCGGAACGGGAAUCAAACCCGCCGUCUCCGGAUUGGCAGCCCUAUCCGCUAGGCUAAUUGGAGGAGACCCCGAAGCAAUGAUCUAUCCUUGGUGGAGAACUCUCAUGUCAUCUUGUAUUAGACCUAAAAUAAAAGUUAAAAUCUUACCAAGCUAAGCAGAAAUUAAGGCAUUAAAUUAUUGACGCUAAGGUGUAAGCUAUAACUAAAAAAAAACCUAAAAAAAUAUUGCUCGCGCAAUAUGUGCAAGCAAAUAGCAAAAUCCUAAAUAAUACUUUCGUAACAGCCAGAAUUGCUGUUAAAAAGUUGAUAACAUCUUUUUCUUUUCGUUGUUGCUUUGUAUCGAUUUUAUUCAUCCCACUAGAAUCGCCCUCCCCUCAUCAUAAUAACAUACGUGACGCUUACAAGAUCGCCGAUGAUUACGACACAAACACACAUAAGAGAGCCUACUUUUUAAGCUUGAAAUUUUAACACUAAAAUUGCUUUUCCCACAAGCCCAAGUAAUAAUUAUAAAAAAAAAACAAAUCGAGAAGACGCAGUGCGUUUUCGGGGGGUUUGCACAUCCUCCAGUGUAAGUGUAAAUAUGUAGUAUAUAGAAAAGCACUGGGUCGACUGUGCUCCAUCUCACACCCGCCUAUUAACUUUUACCAUCUAUUCAUCCAGAAGAGAGGAUAACUGACAAAAGCACCUACCUGCUUUGGUUAGGCUUAACAAUGAUGAAUAUAAUGAUUAACAUUAGAAAAAGGAAACGGACGCUGGAUGAUGGAAUGCGGAUGCAAACGAAGCCCACAUAGAGUAUAUUAUGUUUAAAUGUUCUUUUUGUAUAUUUAUAUUUUUAAAUGAUCUAAGUUUAUUGAAAAAACGAAAAAAUGCAGAAAAAGUGAACUACACACAUGUAAUAUAUAUACCGACGGAAAUCAUAUGAUUAUGAUUGAACUCAAACAAUAUAAAAUCAAUCGAAAAUUUAA